AUGGCCGAUGUCGACAUGACUGAUGCGCCUGGCACCGCGAUUGCCAAGAAGGCCGCUGAUGGCGAGACCAAGGUCGCUGACGGCAAGAAGCGCUUCGAGGUCAAGAAGUGGAACGCAGUUGCCCUUUGGGCGUGGGAUAUCGUAGUUGACAACUGCGCCAUCUGCAGAAACCACAUCAUGGAUCUCUGCAUUGAGUGCCAGGCGAACCAGGCCUCAGCUACCAGUGAAGAGUGCACAGUUGCUUGGGGAAUCUGCAACCAUGCGUUUCAUUUCCAUUGCAUCUCGCGUUGGCUCAAGGCCCGGCAAGUCUGUCCGCUGGACAACCGUGACUGGGAAUUCCAGAAGUACGGUCGCUGA
Messenger RNA from Colletotrichum higginsianum IMI 349063, 357 nucleotides. RefSeq names its product E3 ubiquitin-protein ligase RBX1. Gene Ontology annotation, cellular component: nucleus; cullin-RING ubiquitin ligase complex. The transcript is spliced from 4 exons. Gene Ontology annotation, biological process: ubiquitin-dependent protein catabolic process; protein ubiquitination. The record is from RefSeq and is a predicted model, not a curated record. Gene Ontology annotation, molecular function: zinc ion binding; ubiquitin protein ligase activity; cullin family protein binding. NCBI's taxonomy places the organism in Eukaryota, Fungi, Ascomycota, Sordariomycetes, Glomerellales, Glomerellaceae. Bases 1 to 357 code for a protein of 118 amino acids.